Lolium rigidum is the source of this 1651-nucleotide messenger RNA. RefSeq names its product probable fructokinase-5. The record is from RefSeq and is a predicted model, not a curated record. Lineage: Eukaryota; Viridiplantae; Streptophyta; Magnoliopsida; Poales; Poaceae. The coding region runs from base 1 to 1416 and encodes 471 amino acids. The transcript has 5 exons.
AUGCCUCUCCAAACCCUAAACCCCGCCUCCGUCUCCCGCGCCCCGCUCCCGCUCCCCCGGCGCCACCCGCCGCAGCCCCUCCCGCCCCGCCGUCGCCUCGCCGGCGGCGCCGUCCGGCCCCGCGCAGCCGUCGCCGUCGCCGUCUCCAGCGCGGUCAACGACGAGGCCAGAUGGCGGCCGCCACCCGGGGCCAGGGAGGGGAAGGGGACGGAUCUCGCCACGCUUGGCAACCUCUGCGUCGACGUCGUGCUCAGCGUCCCCUGCCUCCCGCCGGCGCAGCGCGAUGAGCGCCUGGCCUACAUGGAGGGCCUGGCCGCCUCGCCGCCCGACCAGAAAUAUUGGGAGGCUGGUGGGAACUGCAACCUGGCCUUUGCUGCGGCUAGGCUUGGGCUUCGCUGUUCCACACUGGGGCAUGUAGGAGAGGAAGUUUAUGGAAAGUUUCUUCUUGAUGUGCUCCAAGCAGAAGGCAUUAAUGUUGUUGGGAUGCUUGAAAAUACUGAUGCUACUGCAUGUCGACAUGCCUAUGAGACACUUCUGUGUUGGGUUCUUGUGGAUCCGUUUCAGAGACAUGGAUUCUGCAGCCGUGCAGACUUUAGUAAAGAACCGGCUUUCAGUUGGAUACAGAAACUUCCAGCAGAGACCAAGACAGCUAUUCACCACUCUAAAAUAUUGUUUAGCAAUGGAUAUGCUUUUGAUGAAUUUUCCCCUGAUGUGAUUGCAUCUGCUAUUGAUUGUGCGAUUGAUGCGGGAACGUCAGUAUUCUUUGAUCCUGGGCCUCGUGGAAGAUCUCUCUUAAAUGGGAACCUGGAUGAACAGAGAGCACUUGAGCAUGCUCUGAGGCUCAGCGAUGUUCUCCUUUUGACGUCAGAUGAGGCCGAGUCACUAACGAACAUCCAAAACCCGAUUGAGGCAGGGCAAGAGUUGCUAAGAAGAGGAAUCCGCACAAAAUGGGUUGUCAUCAAAAUGGGUUCCAAGGGAUCAAUCAUGAUCACUGAAAGUGCUGUUUCAUGUGCGCCUUCUUUUAAGAUUCGCGUUGUGGACACAGUUGGAUGUGGGGAUAGCUUUACUGCUGCUAUAGCUUUCGGGUUCCUCCACAACUUGCCGGCGAUUAGCACACUAGCCCUAGCAAAUGCAGUUGGUGCUGCAACCGCCACCGGAUAUGGGGCAGGUAGGAAUGUUGCUCACCUAGAUAAAGUACUACAUCUCUUGAGAGAAUCUGAUAUCAACGAGGAAGAAACAACAUGGACCGAGCUGAUGGAAGGAUGCUCAGCCUGUCCUGAAGUUUCAGUCCUGUCCAAGACUCCAAUUAAUGGUGUCAGCAAGCCCUUUGUGAAUGUUGUACCUGUUUGUGGUGUGGUUACUGACCUCUUGUCGAUGUUAGAAGUGGCACCGGAGUGGAGUGCUGUCCAGGCUUAGUGCCAUGUUGAAUAGUAGAUUGUUGUAUUUUGUUUUGCAUCCGUACAGUUUCUUUACUACUUCAUCACGCUGCCCUCAGGUGAUGGAUGAUAUUUGGAAGCCAGGCUCCAAUGGAAGCUAUUGAUAAGCAUGUAGUUUUUAUAGCUUUUUCCCAUUUUUAGUUGGAUUAUGGUAGCCAUCAAUAACUGUGCAGUGUCUGUCUGGCAUAUGAAAUGGAACAUCCCAAUUCUUAUCA